Messenger RNA from Pelecanus crispus (Dalmatian pelican), 872 nucleotides. The record is from RefSeq and is a predicted model, not a curated record. NCBI's taxonomy places the organism in Eukaryota, Metazoa, Chordata, Aves, Pelecaniformes, Pelecanidae.
GGCAGAUCUUCUGAAUUUGGCUCCUGAUUAAAGCUGACAGAUAAUGGAAACAUUUCCUUGGCGAUGUCUCUGGGGCGACUCCUCCGACGUGCCUCUUCAAAAGCUUCAGACCUCCUGACCUUGAAUCCUGGUGGUGGCAGCAGUUCAUCUUCCAUACUUGAUGGGGAGAUUAUCUACUCCAAGAACAAUGUCUGUGUCCAUCCGCCUGAGCUGCUACAAGGCAUCGGGGAGCAUCAUCCAGGCUAUUUGUGCUUGUACAUGGAGAAAGAUGAGCUACUCGGAACCACGCUUAUCCUUGCCUGGGUGCCAAACUCCCGCAUUCAGAGGCAGGAUGAAGAAGCCCUGCGCUACAUCACUCCCGAGAGUUCCCCUGUCCGUAAAGCUCCCCGCAAGCGCGGCCGCCACACUCAGGGUUUCGGCAUUGUCCGGCAGGCUUCCCCCACCGAGCAGAGAGGGGCAUUGAUCCUGAAAGGAGAAGACAUCUUGACUGUCUCACAGCUUGUGAAAGAUGUGGCUUACAUCAGCUCCCCCUCUUCGGAAGGGGAGAAGCUCUCCCAGUGCUGCCCCGCGGCAGACGGCACCCGCCGGUCCCCCCAGCCUGCCCGCAGUGACUCAGGAAUCCUAUCGACAAUCAGUUCUCAGGAGGAGCAGAACAGGUCGGAGCUGUCGGUGGAGGGGACGGAGGAAGGUCUGGACUGCAGACCAGAGCCAGGGGAGGACGAGGGCUCCUUGGAGCUGUCUGCUGACGACGUGAGCAGGGACAGUACUUUUGACUCUGAUUCUGAUGCCUUCUCUUCCCCCUUCUGCCUCUCUCCCAUUAGUGAAGCCCUCGGGAAAAGCAGUAGUUCUGUGUUUCUGGAUAAUGAAAGCAG